Hylaeus volcanicus is the source of this 2750-nucleotide messenger RNA. Its product is annotated as low affinity immunoglobulin epsilon Fc receptor-like. NCBI's taxonomy places the organism in Eukaryota, Metazoa, Arthropoda, Insecta, Hymenoptera, Colletidae. Gene Ontology annotation, molecular function: carbohydrate binding. The record is from RefSeq and is a predicted model, not a curated record. The transcript has 7 exons. The coding region runs from base 1496 to 2335 and encodes 279 amino acids. Gene Ontology annotation, cellular component: external side of plasma membrane. Gene Ontology annotation, biological process: biological process involved in interspecies interaction between organisms.
UCUUGGAAGUUGUGAAUUUAUCAAUAUCUUUAUAAUAAUAUCAAUUUGACUCUUCUACAAGGAAUGUAAAAAAAUUAUCGCCAAUAAAUAAAGCUACAGCAUCCGCUACAUUAUCCGGAACGUUUUCCGUAUUUAUUCCUGAUCGAGCUAAAAAAUCUUCCAAGACUGGACGUUCGUCUACUGAAUGACCAUUCUUCUUGAGAAUCAGAAUCAUCCGAAUCCGGGCUUGAAUCAGAACUGCUUGAAAUUAUUCGUUGAAUAAUAGUUCUAGAACGAUAUAUAAUUUCGUCAUCACUACAAUCAUCAUUCAUAACCCAGUCAUCGCAAUUCGAUAAACUAUCUGCAUACAAAUCUUCAUCUUCGCAUUCUAUUUUAUCGUUGUCCAUUCUGCGAUUAACGGACAGUAGAAUUUGCAAUAGGUAUUUAACACGUUCACGCCGGCGCUGUUCUUUGUGUUUCUCGCCGUGGGGCAGCCCAAUAGUCCAUGCAAAACGACUUCAGUCGCUUCCCGCGCAAGAUGUGUUAACAACACAAGCGAAUUCCUCAAAUUAGUAAAGAUAUUAAUGAAACAUAACAUGCUAAAUAAAUUAUAAUUAAAUUGUGAUCAUCGACGUGGUCACUAAUAACCUUAUAGUUGAUGUGACCUUAAACGAAGUAAUUAAAAAAAAAAAAAAGAACUCCUAAAAAGCACAAACACAUUCCCAUAAUUUUUCACUCGCUUCCCCCCGAAAAACCACCCUCCCACGGAUUCGUUCCACGUCCAACGCGGCACCCUGUAUAGCGAGCAGCCUUGCUCGUUAGAAUUCUUAGCCGCAUUAUUCGUCGAUCACGGACCCGUGUACGCGGUACAUACCAGCAGCAAAGCGGAGAGCCAAGCCUCCGCGGAAUCAUUCACACAACCCGAUCGUUCCCUCUCGCUCCCUCUCCCUUCUCCAGCGUAUCCGAACCCGCGGAACCGCGACCAUAGAGGAGGGAGAAAGGAGAAAAUCGUGAAAAGCUACCGCGUCCGGGGAGUCCCCCUUCGCGGAACAGAGACGACAGAGGGGGCCCCUGGAAGGCGCGACCGAGAAAGAGUAGAAGGCAAGAUCGGGAACGGCCGAUCCUUUCUUUCUCUUUCUCCGUCCACGUUGUCCUCCGUCUCUAUCACGCCGGUUCACCUGAGAAUCGGGGAAUGUCCUCGUAGCGCGAGUGGUCGUCAGUGUCUCGGUAGACCUCCAUCUGGAGCCUAGCACCACUUCAGGAAACGAUCGGCCGGUUUGUUCGCGCGCCACUCAGCGUCACGUGCGCUCUACAACGACGCUGCUCCGGUGCUCGGAGAUGGGCAAAACUCUCAUCUAAACCCUGAAAGAAGUGCGUCGAGGAAUUUUAAGUGACGUUCCGUAGUGCCGCAGGUGCGAAACAGUCUCAUGUGUCACAGCCCGUGCCGACUAGCCAGCUAAGAGAAGCGAAGAGCACCGGGAGAAAUUCCUCUAACCAACUCGAAGAAACGGUCGAAAUGGGAAAACGUGAUUUUGUCGUGUGGUUGACGCUCGCCUGCCUGGUUGGUGAUACAUUGGCGCAGUACAGGGAAAAGAACAUAAGCGGCGCCGAGACAGACGCGGUUCAGGCGAUUCUGGCCAGAUACCUUCAGAGGCGUCUUCAGGGCUCGCAGCUGUCGACGCCGCCGCCGCCAGCGGUCCUCUUCAGUAGCAAUAACCAAGCGAGAGCGAGGCAGGCUGCACAGAGGACGUCCAGCAGCAAUGCCCUGCCCAGGAACGUCAGCGAGAAAGAGAGGAGGGAACGUGCCGAGGAUUACGAAGAUUACGAGGACGACCUCGAGGGCUUCGAGGACAGCGAGAGGAGCAGAACCAAAUUCGAUCUGUUCGCUGACGACUGUCCGAACUGCGUGGACGAGCACAGCAACACCUUGGCCGCCUCGAGAUGGACGAUGCCGCUGCUGAAGCUCGGAGAGAAGAGAUACUACCUGGGGAUCUUCUUCAAGGCGAACUGGUACAGGGCGUCCCAGUACUGUCGGUACCACGGAAUGCAUCUGGCGAGCAUAGCUUCGCAAGAAGAGAACGACAGGCUGGAAAAGCACAUUAAAGACUUUGGCCUCGGACACGAGCACUUCUGGACCUCUGGCACGGAUCAAGCCGAAGAGGGCACUUUCUUCUGGAUGGCCAACGGCAGGCCUAUCACAUUCGAAAAUUGGAACGUCGGAGAACCCAAUAAUUUCAGAUACGAGAACGGCGAGGAGGAACACUGCCUGGAAUUGUGGAACAGAGACGGCAAGGGACUGAAGUGGAACGACAGCCCUUGCAGCUUCGAAACGUUCUUCGUAUGUGAAGUGCAAUGAUCGAUAGGGCCGGUACAUCGACGAUCGAAAAACGGAUUCGAGAGUCAUCGAGCCGCGGGCGAUUCGAUCCACGAUGCAUCUAGUUACCUGCGCGUCAUACACGAAGGUCUCGACCGCUGGAAGACGUCCACGUAGCGCCGCGACGCUUCGCCAUCGAUUUCCCUUUGUUUCUGUGGGACCCCGGAAGAGACCGGAUGAAAAGUGACUAUGUGCGCGCAAUCGUGUUCUCGUGUGUUUCACGGCCGACCGGCGUGUAACGUCGAGAUUGAGUUUAACCGAUCGACGAUGGAUCGAAAGUCUCGCGACAGGACAAUGCGCGCGCAGCGAUCUAUCGAUUUAGAAACGUUCGCGAAUUCGAGCCUGUGCUUCGUCUUCGUCCUCGAGUAGCGUGAUCCUCCGAGCGGAUGUUUUUCAC